UGUAGGUUGCGAAUUUAGACGUUCAAAGAAAACCGGUUGUGAGUUGUGCACUGCUUCAUCGUUAAAAGUGCUUACAUAAAAUAUAAGUAGGUUCAGGUGCUUCAGACGAGUAGAUAACAUGUUCUUAUCAUUGUAAUAGUCAGUCCGUGCUCGUAUGCAGAAUGUUGUUAAGAAUUCAAACAGUGAUUGUAUUGUGGUUGUAUAGGUGAGACGGAGAAUUUUUUUUUUUUAGCCGAAUCUAUGCAUAAUUUCUUGAACGAGAAGUUGAGUAAAAGACUGUGUGCAUUCGCUGAAAUUCAUUCGGUAGUGAAAAAUGAUUGUUCGGAUGACGUUAAUUUGAAACAAAGUAGAAUCGUUGUGUAAUUUUAUCAAAGUUUUCAUGUCUUAUCAAUAUGAAUUUAUUGAAUAAUUUUUCGAAAGAGGAAUCCGCGAGACGAGUGCAUAACAUCGGUUGCUGUCAUUCUGCCUCACAUCAGUUUACAAACCAUAACUCGAGGCAGUUCAGAGAUGAUGCUUAUCCAUCUGGAGUCAGAAGUGUGCCUCACGAAAUUGAAACCGAAAUUGAAGAGCUAUUCAAAAAAGGUAAAGACGUAUGCUUUAUAUGUGGAUAUGUCUCAGCCAACGAAUUUUUUAGUUUCCCAAGUGAUGUUGACACUCGACAGCAGUGGGCUACCUUCUGCGACUUAGCUUUUGACAUGGUAAAGCCGCAUUUUCGCCUUUGUGACAGACACUUUAAACCUCACGAUUAUCGAAUCUCAAUUCAACGUAAAUUAUUGAUACCGACGAGUGUUCCAACAUUGCAACCAAACGUGAAAUAUGGCUGCGCACCUUCAAUUAAUAACAGUUUACAAUCUAGUCUAAAUUCCAACAACAUUUUCAACCCAACGCUGGAUAAAAAUACAUCGAAAAAUGCGAUAUACAGCCCUAUCUUCCAAAGUAAUACUACCACCGUUGCUUCAAAUAAGCAAUUCCGCAGGAAUUUUAGAGACAUCGCGAGUAAUUAUGACGAUGACGUUCCUCCCAAGGCAAAAAAAUUGGCGUUGAAGAGAAAACUCAAAGUUAAACAGAGCCAACAGCAAACAAAAUGUUUUCGAUCUGAAAUUUUCAGAUUGAGAACAAGAUGUUCUAGUCUCGAAGAUAGUAUAGCGGAAUUGAGAAAAAGAAUCGAACGAUUGGACGAGAAAUGCUUUGCAGAAAGUGACAAGCGAAGAUUGACGAUUUACUCUUCAGAAAAACCGGAGGAAAGCUCUCAUAUUACGGAGGCACACUUUGUGGACACUGCCGUAAAUGGAGUUAGUUUGACUACCUUAUUGCCAAAAAAGUCGAGCGAUGAUCCUCGUAAUACAAUGACGCAACUAUCUAGGCAGCACUCUGAAAAAAAUGCAACUGCAAGCACAGAAAUUGCCGAAAGUAUUACAGAAGUUACUUGUAACUCAAAUUUGACCACGUUUUCCGAAGUAGAGUGUAGCGACGUUCUUUCAAACGUAUACGCGUCAUGGUUGAAAGAUCAUUCAAAAAAAGCUGCUGACGAAGAUGGUUACUCUACAGAUUCGAGUAUGCCUCCACUAGAAAUAUCGAGCGAUGAACUUCACACUUCGGAGGAACCACUUGAAAAAUUUUCUAAAGAAGGUGGCAGUAGAUACUCAGCACAAGCUUCGCUCGUUGAAUUUAUUGAAAAGGUUACUGAAGAUUAUCGCUCUGCAGGGUCGUUUAUUCUUCCGCCAGAAACAUCGAGGUACAGUCAGCAUAAUUCAGAGGAGCAACUUGAACAAUUUCCUGAUGAAGUUGCGCUCGUUGUAGAAACUGCUCAAAAUAUUAUCGAAGAUGUUGGUAACACAAAUCUGAGUAUCUUCUUGAGAGAAAAGUCAAACGACAGUCGCGAUACGGAUACAACACCUGAACAAUAUUCUGAAGGAGAAGCAUAUGUGGAACAUGUUGACGAAGAUGAUCAAUUUCCAAAUUUGACCGCCGUCUCCCCACAAAAAUUGAGUGACAACAGCCCUUGUAACGCGGAAGCGCAGUCUCAACAACGUUCUGAAGAGGUAGAUCUGGCCUCAGAAGAUUUACGGAACUGUUUCUCUGAUCCGAUGAAAGCGACCGAUUAUGUGUUCUUCAACGUAGUACUCGACGACAACGAGGUUGUCACUGGUAUUAGUCCUCAAAUCAACCAUCAAUUACGUAGGAAUGAUACCGCUACCAAUUUAAAUAAUGAACAAUUCGAUAAAGCACACGUUGGGCAAAAACUGCGAAUGGAACAAGUGCAAGUGACAACCCAACAACCAAACUGUAAUGAUGAGCUAAAUGUGUGUCAGCGCAAUGGACAGGCCUCUCCUUCAGCAGGGUGCUCAAAACGCCGAAAAAAUGGCGAUGAGUGCCGGCGGAUUACUCGCUCUGCCAAAAAGAAAAAAGAACUUCCUAGCGUAGAUACAUCGAUACAAAUAACCGCGGACACUGCUCCAAAAAAAGUAAAAAGAGUAUUGACGCGAGAUUCGCCUCCAUACCGUUGCAAUAUUUGUGAUAAAACAUUUUCCAAGAAACGUUAUUGCAUGAGACACCAGCGAGAUCAUGUGAAGCUGUUGCGCUGCCAAAAGUGUGAAAAAUCGUUUGCUAGAAAAUCCAACCUGAUUCAACAUGAAGCAACUCAUAGUGAAAAGAGACCAUACGAAUGCGGUUUUUGUGACUCACGAUUCAAACACAAUCGCAAUAAAUUACAACAUGAACGAUAUAUGCAUACGGAAGUCGCAUGUUUUGAGUGUGCUGUUUGCGGGAAAAAGUUCAACUUCAGAGAAUCUAUCAUUCAGCACGUGCGAGUACAUUCUGGUCAAAAACCGUUUCGUUGCCGAACCUGUGACACAAGAUUUUCGUUCAAGGACCAACUUGUUGUUCAUGAAAGGGCACAUAGUAAAGAAAAAAAAUUCAAAUGCCGCAUAUGCAAGCGGCUGUUCAAAUUCCAAUGCAGUAAGAUAACGCACGAACGUUCACAUGCGGAGGGCCCUCGUUUUGAAUGCGCCGUAUGUGGCAAGAAAUAUCGCCAGAAACGGGGUCUAGCCAAUCACAUAUCAUCUAAUUGCAGUUAGAUUUCUUUAGUUAAUAAUCUAAAUGUGUGCAGAUUCGAAUUUGAGUUUUCUUUGUGUUUUUGAGUUCCUACUUACCCAUGGCAAAAGAGUCAAAAUGUUUACAAAUUUUUUGUGUUGUAGUGGUUGAUGAUAUACCUACGCGUUUUUAUUUUAGUAGGCAUAAAACUUAUUUUUAUUCAUUUU
Messenger RNA from Planococcus citri (citrus mealybug), 3260 nucleotides. Its product is annotated as zinc finger protein with KRAB and SCAN domains 3-like. The record is from RefSeq and is a predicted model, not a curated record. Lineage: Eukaryota; Metazoa; Arthropoda; Insecta; Hemiptera; Pseudococcidae. Gene Ontology annotation, cellular component: nucleus. The coding region runs from base 393 to 3077 and encodes 894 amino acids. Gene Ontology annotation, molecular function: DNA-binding transcription factor activity, RNA polymerase II-specific; RNA polymerase II cis-regulatory region sequence-specific DNA binding. The transcript is spliced from 14 exons. Gene Ontology annotation, biological process: regulation of transcription by RNA polymerase II.